AUGUUUGUUCGCAAGCGUGAUGGACGCCAGGAGCGCGUCCAGUUCGACAAGAUCACGGCCCGCGUCUCGAGGCUGUGUUACGGCCUGGACAUGGACCACGUCGACCCCGUGGCCAUCACCCAGAAGGUCAUCUCGGGCGUCUACGGCGGUGUCACCACCGUGCAGCUGGACGAUCUGGCUGCCGAGACCGCCGCCUACAUGACCGUCACCCAUCCCGACUAUGCCGUGCUGGCCGCGCGCAUUGCCGUGUCCAACCUCCACAAACAGACCAAGAAACAGUGGUCGACGGUCAUCAGCGACCUGUACCACUACGUCAACCCCCGCAACCAAAAGGCCUCGCCCAUGAUCGACCAGGCGACCUACGAGUGCGUCAUGCGCCACAAGGAAGACUUUGACUCGGCCAUUGUCUACGACCGUGACUUCAACUACCAGUACUUUGGGUUCAAGACCCUCGAGCGCUCCUAUCUGCUCAAGCUCGACGGCAAGAUUGUCGAGCGCCCUCAGCACAUGAUCAUGCGUGUGGCUGUCGGCAUCUGGGGCGACAACAUUGAGCGUGUCAUUGAGACGUACAACUACAUGUCCAACAAGUUCUUCACGCAUGCCUCGCCGACGCUCUUCAACGCCGGCACCCCGCAGGCCCAGCUGUCCUCGUGCUUCCUCGUCGACAUCAAGGACGACAGCAUUGAGGGCAUCUACGACACGCUCAAGACGUGCGCCAUGAUCUCCAAGACGGCCGGUGGUAUUGGCCUGAACGUCCACCGCAUCCGCGCCACGGGCUCCUACAUUGCCGGCACCAACGGCACGUCCAACGGCAUCAUUCCCAUGCUGCGUGUGUUCAACAACACCGCCCGCUAUGUCGACCAGGGCGGCAACAAGCGCCCCGGUGCCUUCUGCAUCUACCUCGAGCCGUGGCACGGCGACGUGUUCGAGUUCCUCGACCUGCGCAAGAACCACGGCAAGGAGGAGGUGCGCGCCCGCGACCUGUUCCUGGCUCUGUGGAUUCCGGACUUGUUCAUGAAGCGUGUCGAGAAGAACGGCGAGUGGACCCUCAUGUGCCCCAACGAGUGCCCCGGCCUGGCGGACUGCUACGGCGAGGAGUUUGAGGCCCUGUACGAGAAGUACGAGAGAGAGGGCCGUGGCCUCAAGACCGUCAAGGCCCAGAAGCUGUGGUACGCCAUUCUCGAGGCCCAGACGGAGACCGGCAACCCCUUCAUGCUGUACAAGGACCACUGCAACCGCAAGAGCAACCAGAAGAACCUGGGCACCAUCCGCAGCUCCAACCUGUGCACGGAGAUUGUUGAGUACUCUGCGCCCGAUGAGGUCGCUGUGUGCAACCUGGCGUCGCUGGCCCUGCCGUCGUUUGUCGACUACACCAACGAGGUCUACGACUUCAAGAAGCUGCACGAGGUGACGCAGGUCGUUGUGCGCAACCUGAACCGCAUCAUCGACGUCAACUUCUACCCCGUGCCCGAGGCCCGGAACAGCAACCUGCGCCACCGUCCCAUUGGUGUCGGUGUUCAGGGUCUGGCAGACGCCUUUUUGGCGCUGCGCAUGCCCUUCGAGUCGCCCGAGGCGCGCGAGCUCAACAAGCAGAUCUUUGAGACGAUCUACCACGCUUGCCUGACGGCGUCGUCGGACUUGGCGGAGAUCGAGGGCCCCUACUCGUCGUACGAGGGUAGCCCCGUGUCGCAGGGCAUCCUUCAGUUCGACAUGUGGGACGUCACGCCGUCGGGCCUGUGGGACUGGGAUGCGCUGCGUCUGAAGAUCAAGGAGCACGGUAUCCGCAACAGUCUGCUGAUGGCACCCAUGCCGACGGCGUCGACGUCGCAGAUUCUGGGCAAUAACGAGUGCUUCGAGCCCUACACGUCCAACAUCUAUCAGCGCCGUGUGCUGGCUGGCGAGUUCCAGGUCGUGAACCCGUGGCUGCUCAAGGACCUGGUCGACAUGGGUCUGUGGUCGGACAACAUGAAGAACCGCAUCAUUGCCGAGGGUGGUUCGAUCCAAAACAUUCCCAACAUCCCCGCCGAGACCAAGGCGCUGUACAAGACGGUGUGGGAGAUCUCGCAGCGCACGAUUGUGCAGAUGGCGGCCGACCGCGGCGCGUUCAUUGACCAGUCGCAGUCUCUCAACAUCCACAUGCGCGAGCCGACAAUGGGCAAGAUCACCAGCAUGCACUUUACGGGCUGGAAGCUGGGUCUCAAGACGGGCAUGUACUACCUGCGCACGCAGGCGGCUGCCCAGCCGAUCCAGUUCACGGUGGAUCAGGAGGCGUUGCGCGUUGCUGAUACCAAUACGAACCGCCCGGCUCUGGCGCCCAAGAAGCGCGCGCCGCCCAGCGGCACGUACCCCACGUCGUUGUCGAGCGGCAUGCCCCAGCCCUCGUACAGCAACGGCCGCACCAACGGUGUCAGCACUAAGAACGGUGCGCCGGCGACCGGUAUUGAUAACGGCAUCCCGACGCCGAGCACGACGCCACCGCCGCCUGUCGCUCCGGUUUCGGCUCCUCGUGUGGCUGCGUCGCCGACCAAGCCGAUCCCCUUCAAGGCCGACGUUGAGGAGGGCGAGUCCCCCAAGGCACUGCCAACGGAGCCGGCCGGCAAGCCCAAGAUUGAGGAGCUGGCGGACCCGGCGCUGAGCGGCAAGAAGCCGCAGAGCGAGGACGGCGACGAGGACACCCAGGACCGCGAGCACGACAUUUACGCCGACGCGGUUCUUGCUUGCAGCAUUGAGAACCCCGAGGCCUGCGUCAUGUGCAGCGGUUAG
This is a messenger RNA of Sporothrix brasiliensis 5110, 2763 nucleotides long. RefSeq names its product ribonucleoside-diphosphate reductase subunit M1. Gene Ontology annotation, cellular component: ribonucleoside-diphosphate reductase complex. Gene Ontology annotation, biological process: deoxyribonucleotide biosynthetic process; DNA replication. Gene Ontology annotation, molecular function: ATP binding; ribonucleoside-diphosphate reductase activity, thioredoxin disulfide as acceptor. Bases 1 to 2763 code for a protein of 920 amino acids. The record is from RefSeq and is a predicted model, not a curated record. Lineage: Eukaryota; Fungi; Ascomycota; Sordariomycetes; Ophiostomatales; Ophiostomataceae. The transcript is spliced from 3 exons.